Molecule: messenger RNA, 741 nt
Organism: Penicillium cinerascens
Lineage: Eukaryota; Fungi; Ascomycota; Eurotiomycetes; Eurotiales; Aspergillaceae
Exons: 4
Coding region: 1-741 (246 amino acids)
Molecular function (GO): hydrolase activity
Source: RefSeq, a predicted model, not a curated record
AUGGCAUCCAACCCUCCUGCGGCUUGCUGUACCGUCGGUGUAAAGCACGAAGGCGAGGCCAAAGGCCAGUUUCAGCAGAUCGGCGGUGUCGAUGCCUACAUCUCGCACCCGGCCGAUCGCUCUACCAAGCGGGCCAUUCUUCUCCUCACCGAUGUGAUCGGACACCGAUUUAUCAACGCUCAGCUGAUUGCGGAUCAGCUAGCAGCAAACGGCUACUUUGUUGUCAUGCCGGAUCUGUUCCACGGUGAUCCAGUGCCGCUCAAUCGCCCGGCUAGAUUCGAUCUGAUGGCCUGGUUAAAUGGUCCUCCCGGUCACCUACCGGACCGCGUGGAGCCGGUAGUCCAGGCUGUGUUCAAGGAAAUGAAGUCCAGCCUGGGCUGCGAACGUAUCGGAGCGAUUGGAUAUUGUUUCGGAGCCAAGUACGCUGUCCGCCUACUUCAGCCUAGUGGCUGUGAUGUCGCCUACUUGGCUCAUCCCAGCUUCGUUGAGGCUGAUGAGCUAGCGGCCAUCAAAGGCCCGCUGUCUAUUGCUGCUGCCGAGACCGACUCCAUCUUCCCGGCCUCGAAACGCCACGAAUCCGAGGAGAUCCUGGCCAAGACGGGCCAGCCGUAUCAGAUCAACCUGUUCAGUGGAGUGGAGCACGGAUUUGCCGUCCGGGCUGACAUCACCAAGCCAAUCGUUCGAUUCGCCAAAGAGUCGGCCUUCACCCAGGCCGUGGCUUGGUUCAACCAGUACCUUUAA